Molecule: messenger RNA, 2043 nt
Organism: Dermatophagoides farinae (American house dust mite)
Lineage: Eukaryota; Metazoa; Arthropoda; Arachnida; Sarcoptiformes; Pyroglyphidae
Product: putative peptidoglycan muropeptide transporter SLC46
Biological process (GO): transmembrane transport
Cellular component (GO): membrane
Molecular function (GO): transmembrane transporter activity
Source: RefSeq, a predicted model, not a curated record
AAUUAUUAAAUCAAUAUAGUUAUUACGCUUCGUGUAUAACCACAAAAAAAACCAUAUCAUCAUAUACCCUCUAUGUUUUGGCUGAUCUGGUUGGAUCAUAUAUACUACAAAAAAUAAUCAUCAAAAAAUGAUGAUUUUAUCAAUCAAUCAAUACAUGAUGGCAGUGUAAACACAAACAAAACAAAUUUUUUUCAAUCGAUAUUCAAAAUACUCGAAUCGAUAAAAUACACCUCUCUAUACCAUUUUCGCAUCUCAAAAUAUUAUGUGUGAACAUUUUUAACAUUCGAUGGAAUUUAUUCAAUUGCCAUCAUUUUCUCAUUCAUCGUCAUCAUUCAUAUUCGCAUAAUCAUUAUAUAAAUGGAUGAAGAAACCAAAGAAUUAUCAUGGCGUCAUUAUGUCAAUAUACGACAAUUACGUGUCGAACCAUUUGUUUUACUUUAUAUGAUCGGUUAUUCAUUAUCGGCAAUGGCUGUAUCACAAUUGGUACAGGAUAAAUUAUGUCGUGUUGAUUAUGAUCAAUCAUCAAUAUUUUGUAUAUCAAUCAAUUCGGCUGAUUUUGAUCAUGGUGGUGAAACAAUCAAAUCGGAUAUAAUCAAAGAUGCUACAUAUAUUACAUUAUAUCGUACACUGUUAUCUACACUUCCAUGUAUUAUAUGGGCUUUGUUUUUGGGACCUUGGAGUGAUAAUUAUGUUAAUGGCCGUAAAUAUAUUAUGAUUGUAGGUGCAAUUGCCGCUGCUCUUGAAUCAGUUAUUCUAAUUAUUAAUGCUUCAUUAUUUGAUCUGAGUGGUUAUUAUGUUUUAUUAUCAUUUAUACCGUCAGCAUUAACUGGUGGAAUUGUGGCCACACUGAUGGCCAUCUAUGCUUAUUGUUCUGCAACCAGUGAUAAAUAUACUCGUUCAACUCGAUUUGCAAUCGUUGAAAUCUGUUUCUGGAUAGCACAACCAAUUGGUUCGUUUAUUGGUGGACAAAUUCUUGGUGAUGGUGAUCAGAAUACUAAAUAUCAACUUUAUAAUUAUAUACCGGUAUUUGUUGUUAGUCUUUGUGCACAUAUUGCUGCCAUUAUUUGGGCUAUUUUAGUUAUCGAUGAACAACAAUCAUUGUUGGAUUCAGCACAACCGAUCGAUAUCCGUCCAUCAAAUCCAUUGCCUUUAGAUAUUGAUCAUUCUGAUUUAAAUAUCGAACCAGGUGUUCCAGUCAAUGGUGUUUGUAUCAAUAGUGAUCGUGAAGAAAUGCUAUCACCAAACGAAUCGAUAAAUGAAUCAUACAUGCUUAACUCAUCAAUCAUAUCAUUGAAUGGAAUUUCACAACGAUCUCGACAACUUUGGAAUGAAUUUUUAAACAUUUUUCAUUUAGAACAUGUCCAUAAACUAUGGUGUUCAUUCAUUCGCCGAAGAUCUUAUUGGGGCCGUGAACAGAUUUGGAUUCUUUUCUUAUCGACAGCAUUCUUAUUGCUUGUCUAUCUGAAUACAACAUUUAUUUUAUGGUCAUAUGUGGAAAAAUUAUAUAGCUGGCCACCGAAAUUUUAUUCAAACAUUACAUCCAUAACUGCCAUUGGAACAUUGAUUUUAAUGGGUUUAGUAUUGCCAAUAUUCGUUCAUAUAUUACAAUUUGGUGAUCUACGAUUAGCAUUAUUGGGUGUUUUAUCAUUGAUGAGUCAAUGUAUUUUACGUGGUUCAUGGCAACAUGAAAUUGGUCUUUAUCUGUCAUUCAUUGCUGGUACAUUGGCACCAUUAUCAGUGAUUGGUAUACGAUCACGAUUAUCAAAAAUUAUUGAUAAUGAUGAACGUGGAAAAUUAUUUGCCUUAUUAGCUAUUGUUGAAGCUGUUACACCAGGCAUAGCUUCAUUAUUUUAUUCAAUCAUAUUCACAUCUACUAUUGAUGUUUAUCCGGGUCUUGUAUUUCAAUUGGCUGCAUUCAUUUUACUCAUUCCAUUAUUGGCAAUCAUAUUUAUUGAUACAUAUUGUAUUCAUGAUUAUGAUGAACAACCAUUGAAUCGUUAAGAGAAAAUUAUUAUUUUUUUUAUUUCAAUUUCAAUUGUUAAU